Xenia sp. Carnegie-2017 is the source of this 2201-nucleotide messenger RNA. Its product is annotated as coiled-coil domain-containing protein 22 homolog. NCBI's taxonomy places the organism in Eukaryota, Metazoa, Cnidaria, Anthozoa, Malacalcyonacea, Xeniidae. Gene Ontology annotation, molecular function: cullin family protein binding. The transcript is spliced from 18 exons. The record is from RefSeq and is a predicted model, not a curated record. The coding region runs from base 109 to 2046 and encodes 645 amino acids. Gene Ontology annotation, biological process: positive regulation of ubiquitin-dependent protein catabolic process.
UAACAAACGGUUCAUGUUCUGUCGGUUUUCGUUUCUCGUGACCAGUAAAAUUUUAUGUAAAAAAAUAAAAUUGUAAAUAAAUUUGGUGGUGUGCAGUUGCAAGAAAUUAUGGAAGAAGUUGACAAUAUAAUAAUACAUACCUUACGUCAAAUUGGAUGUGAACUGGAUGAGUCUGUAUGCAGUUUAAAAGAAUUGAGCAUUGAUAAUGUGAUUGAAGCAACAUCUGUUUGUCUCCAUGUUAUUAAUGAAACAAAUCAAUUUUCACGAACACUUCCCCCAAGCAUGUCUGCAAGAUUCAGGCUUGGUACUGGACUUGCACAAGCCUGCCAGGAACUUGGUUUCAAUGGAAGCAUUGGUUAUCAAACUUUUCUUUAUCCAAGUGAAAGUGAUAUUAGAUCAUUGUUUAUAUUUUUGGUGGAGCAUUUACCAAAGGAAACUACUGAGGCAACGGAUGAACCUAUGGGAGGUGCUGUUCUUCUUAACAGAAGGAUUGCUAAUGAAUUGUCAAGAAUCUUAUCUGGAACAUGGAUUCUUCCAUUUUGUAAAAGAAGUGGUAUAAGAUGGAGUGGCCAGAACUGGCAUAGAGAGGGAAUCAAGGGAACUCACAUAUUUCAUUCAUCUACAUUGAAAUAUCCCAAAGGACUUGGAGAUUUAUCAAAAAAUCCCCAAAGGUUUGUUUUGAAGCAUUACUAUGAUUCAGCAGCAAUGUCAUUUGUGACAUCUCAGCCCAUGUCACAAUGCAACAUACCUGAUUCUAUUUUGGAAGCAAACUGCUUAAAGAUCACCAGUGAUCUUGAAUGGGAAAAUGAAUGGAAUCAAAGUGGUCUUGCAUCAGGUCUAACUCCAGAGGAAUAUAAAGCGAGAAAACAGGAAAGACUUCUGAAAAAGUUAUCAAAGAAUCUUCAGGCUGAAAUCCAGAAAGCGAGUUCAGUAACUACCAAAGGAAAUAAGCAAGAUUUCAACGAGAUGAUACGUGAAAUUGCAGAUCGUAAUUUGAAAGGAAGCCAUGAACAUGCGGGCUCAAGAUUUACUCGUUCUGAGAAACUUCAGUUUGCUCAGGAUGAUGACAAAGUGUUAGCAGGCAUUGCAAGUAUUAAUGAUAAUGUCUCACCUAAAUUGGACUCGGAGGAGGAGGUUCAAGCGCGUAGAAAAGACGAAAUGGAGAAAAUGCAAGGUCGCUUAUCGGAGUUGACAAAUCGCCUUGAAGGUUUUGAGAUCGACAUAAGAAAGUUUAAUGCUUCUAUUCAACAGACGAAAGAGCAAACAAAGAUGUUAGAAAGAAAAAAUAAAGAUGAGGCAGAAACUUAUAAAUUAAAGAAAAGAACAACUGAUUUACUGCCAGAUGCCAGCAACAAUAUUGCGAAAUUGGAGACGGUAGUCGAGAAUAGUUCUGGCAGAUUACUUACUCUUGCAAAGCAAUGGGAAGAACAUCGAAAACCUUUGAUUGAUCAAUAUCGAGAAAUGAAAGCUUUAAACAGUACAAGAAUGAGUGAGGCUCAAAAGAAAAUUCAGCAAAUCCGUGAACUUCGUGAAAAGAUGAAGGAGUCUGUUGAAGAAGUUCGCCAUAGGGAUGAAUUAUUAAAAGACUUGAUAACUGAGUAUGAAAACAUGAUAAAAGAUGUUAAUAGAUCAGCGUAUACAAAGAGAAUAUUGGAAAUUGUUGCCAAUAUAAAAAAACAAAAAAAUGACAUUGACAAGAUUUUAGAUGAUACUCGUAAUGUUCAGAAAGAUAUUAACCAACUGUCAGGAAAGCUUAGCCGUACUUUUAAAGUAACAGAUGAACUCAUUUUUAAGGAUGCCAAAAAAGACGAGGCAUGUCGUAAAGCAUAUCGCUAUUUAGCUAGCCUACAUGAAAAUUGCGAAGAACUGGUGCAAUGUGUUGAAGAAACUGGAGUAAUUAUGAGAGAGAUCAGAGAUUUGGAAGAACAGAUUGAUGUAGAAAACGAGAAAGAUACAAGCAGUAAUCUUGAAAAGAUCAGCAAGGAUUAUAAAAUCAUGAAAGAAGAAAAUGCUGCAAUGGUGAAAAAAUUAAAAUCUUUAUCAUAAUUAAUUCUUAUAUUCGUGUUCAAGAUACUUUUCAUUUUGAUUUCAAAACUGUUUAAGCAAAUAAUUCUGUGAUUUAUAUUGUUUAUCAACUCAAACGUUCAUUCACAAGAGAAAAUUUACAAAAGUAACCCAAUAUAAACGUUUGCAUAAAGUAA